Messenger RNA from Oppia nitens, 901 nucleotides. Its product is annotated as kelch-like protein 20. The record is from RefSeq and is a predicted model, not a curated record. Gene Ontology annotation, molecular function: protein binding. Lineage: Eukaryota; Metazoa; Arthropoda; Arachnida; Sarcoptiformes; Oppiidae. The transcript is spliced from 8 exons. Bases 94 to 867 code for a protein of 257 amino acids.
CAAAAUGAUACGACAACAACAGCGCGCGUGUUGUCCACGUGUUAUAAAUAUAAUACCCGAUUCAACCCGGGUAUUUGGCAACCGAUAGCCGAUAUGUCUAUUGAACGGCAAUGGUUUGGUUUGGUUUCAUACGGUACUAAUAAUCAUCAAUUGUAUGCAAUGGGCGGUUGGAAUGGUAGGGAUGGUAUGAAUAGUGUCGAAACAUACGAUACGCAAACAAAUAAAUGGAAACCAAUGUCCGUAUCUAUGAAUUUAAAACGCGGUAAUUUUGGUGUAGCCGUUAUUAAUGAUAGUAUUUAUGUAUGCGGUGGACAUCAGGCUAAUUCAGGAUCUAUUUUAAAUCAAUGUGAAUAUUAUUCAGCAAAUAAAUGGCUGUUUACGACAUCAAUGAUUGAGUGUCGGCGUGGUCUGGCACUGGUAGCUCACUGUGGCUAUCUAUACGCUAUUGGUGGGGGUAGUCGUAUUGAUGGUGGAUACAUGAAUUCAAUGGAAAAAUAUGAUAUACUAGCUAAGCGAUGGUCAGCUACUAAUUUGACUAAUAUGCAUUCAACAAGAUAUCAAUUUGGUGCAGCAUCAUUUUUAGGCAAUAUAUAUGUUUGUGGCGGUGCGGGUAAUAGUAAUGGUAAAACAUGCGAAACAUAUGAUCCCAGGGCUAACCAAUGGACACCAAUUGCAUCAAUGAAUAUUAAACGAUUGAAUUUUAAAUUAAUUGUUUUUCAAAAUAAAUUAUAUGCAUUGGGAGGCGAUACAAGCGAUGGCAUCACCAACACUGUUGAAAUAUAUGAUGAAAAUCAAAAUCAAUGGCAUUAUACUAAUAUAACAUUGCCUUAUAAAUUGGAUUCAUAUGGGGCUGCAGUUAUAACAUAAUACAUAAUUAUUAUUAUAAAAAUAUAUCAACAAU